CAUGUGUUGGGACUCUUUCAACAUAAAUAAUGGAGACAUGGAGUAUACGAGUCAAAAACAUACUUUGAGUCUUUGACAUAGUGCCGAGAAAGCACAACAGAACAAAGCAUAAGUCGUAAUUUCAGGAAAGAAGAAAAAAAAUGAAGAGAUGUCAUGGAAUUGCUGCGAGUUUAUUUCAAAUGAAAUUUUCUAUGAUUCUGUUGAUAGCGGUGAUGAUUUUGAUGAGUAAUAAUGGCGGAAUCAAAGUAGCCAUGGCCAGCAAUUCUGCUUCGGCCUUCGUCAACAAUGUCAUCUACUCCAAUCGUAUCGCUGUUUUUUCUAAAUCUUAUUGCCCAUACUCUUUGCGUGCAAAGCGUAUAUUAAAACAACUGAAUGAACAUCCAUAUGUCGUGGAGCUUGAUCUUCGAGAUGAUGGGUCUGAAAUUCAAGAUAUUCUUCUUGAACUGGUUGGUCGACGUACAGUGCCUCAAGUUUUUGUGAAUGGAAAGCAUAUUGGUGGUUCAGAUGAUCUACAGAGUGCAGUCUUGAGCGGACAAUUGCAGACACAUCUCUCAAUUAGUUGAUGGCUGAUCAUACAUACAUACUACAAUGAAACUGUUGAAAAAUCAACUGUGAUGUUCUGGAGAUUGGUGUAGGUCAUGGAUUGUUUUUACCUAGUAAGGACUAUGAUAUGGUUGUAAAUCACAUCAUGUUAUGUUCAUGAACUUUUUGCCCCACUCUCCGUGAGUCAAAAAAUUAUGUGCAGUUUUCAGUGUGUUAAAACAUUGUAAUUAACUCUCCUCCAUAUAUGUGCCUAGGAAAUAAUAUGGUACUCAAUUUUGGAGUUACGUGUAUGCAAAAGGAACUUGAACUUAUUUGUAAUUAUUGACCGAGAAAGACAUGCUCAAAUCACACGUUCUUUUAAACAUGUCUGUAGCUACUGAACAUUGAAUGUUCAGAAGUCUAAACUGACAGGCAGCUUUUCAUACACAUGUUUAGAUUUUUGGCUGAUGUACGAAACCAUGGGUGAAACCUUACUGGAAUACUAAGAUAAUGGAGUACUAAAUAAUGCAAUUUCUUAUACAACAAACUUUUGCUGUCAGAAAGCAUUUUGAUUUGUUACGAUUUCAUCAAAUAACACCAUUGUAUUCCAUAACCAUAAUUUCUUCCUGGUGAUUUAUGUUUGAGUAUGGCUAUACAGCUACUGAGCUGUUUUGUGAUGUGGUGUUUCAUUCGUACUUAAUUCUAGAGGCAUGAAAGUAGUUUUCCUCCUGCAAGCUACUAGAUUAGGUAUCAUGAAGAUUCAUUUGUUGGUCGCCAGUCAGAUUUGGUUGCACUGAGUAUUCCUUCGUGAUCUUUGGAGAAAGUUAAAUGAACCUCCCAGUGCAGUGAUUUUAGCAGAUUUUCAACUUCUCCAAUUGCGCUGGACUCGUCGCGAACAAUCAAUUUUCCUCCAGGUCUGACUAUUCUGUCUACUUCUGCCAUCACUGGCAUAAGUUUGCACCUGUAAAGAAAAUUACACUGAAAUUAUGUUCUGCUAUUAUUAAAAUGCUUAAUCUUGAACAUCUGUUGGGCUAUCGAAUUUCACCUUCCUUUCAGUUUUGAGAAUAGAUGAUCAGCAUGCAGAAGGUCGUAGCUUCGUGGGUAUGUGCUGAAAGAUUCACACCAGUCAUGGUAGAUCCCGAAGAGGCCUCUUUCGUAGAUUAUAGGAAGUGUGUCUGGAGCAUUUACAUUGACAACAUUAAGGACCCAGAUUUUACGGUCUCUUAAUGCUGCUGCAAAUCUGGAAAGGUAAGGUUAGUAAAAUUUUCAUCUGACUUGUUCCAAACAGAUUUUUUGAAACAUAAACAGAGUAAAUGGAUCCUUACCCUCCGUAAACAGCUCUCAU
Messenger RNA from Amaranthus tricolor (Joseph's coat), 1867 nucleotides. Its product is annotated as glutaredoxin-C3-like. The record is from RefSeq and is a predicted model, not a curated record. The transcript has 4 exons. Gene Ontology annotation, cellular component: cytoplasm. Bases 141 to 563 code for a protein of 140 amino acids. Gene Ontology annotation, biological process: cellular response to oxidative stress. Gene Ontology annotation, molecular function: glutathione disulfide oxidoreductase activity. Lineage: Eukaryota; Viridiplantae; Streptophyta; Magnoliopsida; Caryophyllales; Amaranthaceae.